AGCAACGACAUCCGUUUACCCUCGUCCUUCAGAAUUGAUUUUCUUUUGGUUUGCCCUACGUCCGUCCUCGUGAUUCUCGGCUAUUCAAACCUUUCAAAUAUAAUUUAUUGCAACAGCAGAGAAAAAUUCAUGCAAGACGGCUGAAGUAGAGCAACAGGUUUUUUUACAAAUCCUAGAAUAAUGUCCACCAUUUCCGUGAACGUCCGGCGGUUGACGUUGGAUGGCUCGGAAGACGACUCUUUCGCCGUUUCCAUCGAAAACUACAAGUCGAAAAACAAGAAGGACCGCUUUCGCGAGCUGCAAACCAAGGUCGCGCCAAAAAUCCCCACCGACGACAAAGACAAUGAGAUUCCCCCAGUGCUGAUUCAAUUUUACCGGUUCUUGCAGGAUGAGGAUGACGAGAAGCAGGCCGAUGUGGCGAGUGCGGACUCGGUCGUUCAGGAGAACGAUCCUGCAGAGCCGCGCGAUGCGAGCGACGGUUCCGGCGAGACUGACCAGGAGGUAGAGCCCCUGCCGCGGCAGAAAAUGAAUGACAGUCCGAUGCACGGGGAAAAAGAAAAUCCGUCACCCCAACGGAGCGCCGGUAGUUCGAAGCUCAGCGGAAAAAGCACUCCGGGCAAAGAAGGGUCUCUCCCCUGUUUUGCCUUCUCUGCGGAGGAUGAUCUCCAGGACGGCGAUGUGCUUCAUGUAGCAAUCGAGGGCCCGGAGUUGCGAUUCUGCGCCGCCGAAACUCCCGCCGCCAACGCUGAUCUCUUUUUCACGUUGGACGAGUACGAACGGGCGGGCUGGUAUUACUACAAUUGCGAGAAAGAUGAAGCGGGCGGCGUCGACCCGGUGCAGUUUCUCAAGUGCGCCCUCCAGCGCCGGGAGCCGAGGUGGUCGGUCGUCUUGCUGUUUGGGGUCCCACAGCUUGGCUUGACAAUGAACUAUGAAAAGCCGCGGCGCUUCUUUAUCCGAAACGGAAAGGCGUCGCACAGCCGCCAGCCCGCAGCGUCCUCAUUGCGGAGGCAGAAGCUGAUGAAAAUGAUUGAAGAGGGUGCAUCAUGCCAACUGCAACUUGAAGACGACCUGCACGAAGACGAUCUGUGCCACGUACUUACGGAUUGGAACAAAUUGGGUAAUGAUAGUGUCGAUUUCGCAAAAACUCUUGCGGGCUUCGCUACCUACAACCGCGCAGGUCGUCACGCUAACAACCGCGUACCUCCGUUCACAGACAUCACGUUGGAACGCUACAGCCGGCGGUACGCAACUGAUGACUUCUGGAUCACCAUCUUGCGCACGCCAUUCGGUGCAAAGCCACUGGCUCGUUGGCUGCGCCGGUUUCUCCUCGCGGCCGUGACAAGUUGCGCUAAGACGCCGCUUUUCGUUCCCGCCGACAACGAAGACGCAGCGCAGAGAGACUUGAAGGCGAAACAGGUUUACGAGUUCUUCUUCUGGGUUCUCUGGUGCAUGCGGGAAUACGACGACUGGACCGCUUCCGAGCGCUGGGAUGUGAUUGCGGCUGUUGUCAAUGCUCCUAGUUGUAAGGCGAGCGAUAUACCGAUCCGCGAGUACGCUCACGACCGAGUUCCCGAGGCGCUUCUGCUCAUGGCGAUUGACAUGUUGGGCGCCCACGGGGAAUCGCGCGGAGCGCGGGAGAUGCGCGCAACCAUUGACGGCGAGAAGGCAGAGCUGCUACUUGCGCUGGACCAGAAGUUCGCGCAGGCAGAUGAUGCACACAACGAGGCAACGAGGAGAAACGUUGCGCCCACCAGUGACGGUGAGUACAUUUCGUACGACACCUACGAUUUGUCUGAUAAUCGCUUUCAAUUGAGUCCAUUCGGCGCCCCUACCUGUUUUAUUAUGGAGCAAAGUGAGCAUGGUUCGGGACACAGCCCCUCAUACAUUUUUGAUGCCGACGUGUAUCAGACAAGUUGGCAACAUGCAAAACGAUUUAUGCGCCAGUAUUUUCACUCGUGGACGAGACAACUGCUGACCACAGCAAAAACCGCUUCAAAUAUAUAACUAGUUUCUGUCGCAGUGGCAGUAGAUUUUCCUGAUGCGCUAUUGCCACUAAAUAAAAAGUAUGUACUAACAAACAAUAUCAAAUGAACCGUUCCUGUGAGCUACUUCCGAACGAGUGCUGCGGCCUCUGUAAUUAUGCAAUAUCAAUAAAUCAAAAUCACAGAACUACGAAAUAAAUGAGACUACAUCCCUAAACAAGCAAUGUUGCGAGCGAG
Messenger RNA from Amoebophrya sp. A120, 2219 nucleotides. The record is from the annotation of a GenBank genome assembly. Lineage: Eukaryota; Dinophyceae; Syndiniales; Amoebophryaceae.